AUGACGGGGACUUGCCGCCUCGCCCGCCUGCAGCAUGCUACGUUAGAGAUAGCCUGCGCCAGAACGGUGGCUGCGCCCGAUGUGCGUGUACAGGGGACAGCGGGAGCGGUGGUCUGGGUGCAGGGGAUGGAUACUCCAUCUGGGUUGAAGACAAACACCUUAAACGAAACUCUCACCCCUGCUGUUCCUGAAACUAAGAAACCCGCAAGCCCCGAAUUGGGGUCCGAUUUCCCUCGUGCACGUUCUGGCUCAAAGAGCAUUGAGAGCCUGGGUCUACCGCCUCUCCCCAUGAAAAACGGCAAGGCAAGUUCCUCUUCUAACUAG
Messenger RNA from Aspergillus mulundensis, 324 nucleotides. RefSeq lists its product as uncharacterized. The record is from RefSeq and is a predicted model, not a curated record. The transcript is spliced from 4 exons. The coding region runs from base 1 to 324 and encodes 107 amino acids. Lineage: Eukaryota; Fungi; Ascomycota; Eurotiomycetes; Eurotiales; Aspergillaceae.